This is a messenger RNA of Hymenoscyphus albidus, 2506 nucleotides long. Lineage: Eukaryota; Fungi; Ascomycota; Leotiomycetes; Helotiales; Helotiaceae. The record is from the annotation of a GenBank genome assembly.
CUCGCUUGUUUAUGUGUUUCUAAAUUGGGUCAACCAGUGGCUAGAAAGGGGCAGUUCUAAGUCACAAUGGCAGGGUUCUAGCUUACUGUUCCGGCUGCAAUACUGUCUCGGCCGGGAUGAUCGCCAGUCAAACCGGCCCUACACUACAGAUAAGGCUGCAAUGCAAGUGUAGGAAAAUCCGAAAAUCUGAGGCUCCGUUUCUUCCGACAUACACAUAUUUACUUUUACACGUGGGCAUUGCAUACAUUUCGAUCUCUUUUUGUACCACAGAAUACGCUCUUUUCUCGUCGUUCAUUUCUUACUCAUCCACGUAUAGAUGUUUACAUAAUGCUUCGGCGACUUCCUUUCCUUCGAAGAUUGCCGAUGACUUCCCGGUCCUCGCGUCAACUACGCUACGUGUUGUUUGCAGCUGUCCUGUUCUUUUUAAUCGAGUAUUUACCACAACGGCGAGGUGUGACCCGGAAAUUGACUAAGCUUGAACAAGAAGUUGCAUCGAGAAAUGGUCCCUUCUUUCAUAUACAAUUUCCAUUCGAAAAGGAGCAGAGUGAUGCCAAGAAUAUACGGCUAGGGCGCCAAAAAAAAGUACGGGAGGCAUUUCUUCAUGCUUGGAAGGGAUAUAAAGAUCACGCAUGGCUUCACGAUGAGCUGCUCCCAAUAUCGGGUGGAAAAAAGGAUCCCUAUGUUGGGUGGGCAGCAACUCUAGUCGAUGGACUUGACGCCUUGCUAAUUCUGGGCUUGAAUGAUGAGUUUGAUCACGCCCUCGAGGCAUUGGAUUCCAUUGAUUUUACCAAGCCCAAUUCUGAGCGAGUGCCUGUAUUUGAGACGACAAUAAGAUAUCUCGGAGGGUUGUUGGGUGCUUACGACGUGAGCGGUGGAAAAUAUCCAAAACUUCUCGCGAAGGCAGAUGAGCUGGGAGAGUUUCUGUUUCGUGCUUUUGCUACACCCAAUGGAAUACCUGUUCCUUAUUAUGUAAGUCCAAUUUUUUGAAAUCUCACAAAUUCUCACAAAUUUUGGUCUCUGGGUUAUUACACGUUAUUUUGAUUUCUAUCCCAUGCCUCUGAGUAUGUAAACUGAUACCGUCUAGUGGUGGAACGAUACGGACAAGGCUCUAAAAGGAGAGGACGGUGUUCUAGUAGCACAGAUAGGUACGUGGGAAUAUUCUACCCCUGGUAUAUCGUGCUAAAAACAAUAGGUUCUCUCUCGCUUGAAUUUACACGGCUCGCCCAGCUCACAGGCAAACGAAAGUAUUUUGAUGGAGUUUCCAAAGUAAUGAGCUAUUUAGAUAAGGCGCAGAACAAAACUCAGAUCCCAGGACUUUGGCCUUCCCAAGUCGACACAAGAGAACCUAGUUUCGGUGGAAAUACUUUCACACUAGGGGCUUGGGCAGAUUCUUUGUACGAGUACUUGCCAAAGGUAUUUAAUCUUGCGUGGUACACUUUCUAAAGUGUUAAAAAUGCUGAUAUUUGGUAGCAACAUAUCCUUCUAGGUGGAGAAUCUGACCAAUAUCUACGGAUGUAUCGCGUGGCUAUGCGAAGCGCAGACAAAUACCACUUUUUCCGCGCACAAACUCCUGGUAACCAGGACCUUCUCUUCAUCGGCGAUGCUCAAAAAUUCGACGGAGAGCCAGCUGUGCUCCCAAGUGUUCAGCAUUUAGGCUGUUUCGUUGGUGGUAUGGUUGGAUUAGGGGCCAAGAUUAACAGAUCGCCAGAAGAAUUAGAAAAGGCCAUCAGGCUCACCAAUAGCUGUGUAUGGGCAUAUCAAAAUACUGCUACUGGCGUCAUGCCCGAAAUAUUCUCUGUUGAGAAGUGCCUAGUGCCUGCAGCUGGUUCAUGCGACUGGACUGACGAAAAGGCUACUGAACCUGGCCACUCUUAUGGAUUCAAGACCAUCAGUGAUCACAGCUACCAGCUUCGUCCAGAGGCAAUUGAAUCUGUUUUUGUCAUGUACCGGUUGACUGGUGAUCCGGCCUGGCAGGAAAAGGGUUGGGAUAUGUUCCAAGCGAUUAUGAAACAUACUACGACUCCUACAGCCAAUGCAGGGCUUCAAGAUGUCACGCAGAAGAAGCCACAACAGGUAGACCAGAUGGAGAGUUUCUGGCUGGCUGAAACGCUGAAGUACUUCUUUCUCCUUUACAGUGAACCUGAUGUCGUUAGUUUGGAUGACUUUGUCCUGUCAGUAUUUAUUUCUUCUUUUUCUAAUAGAAUGGUUUCAUAUUCAUAUUUAAUCAUUUGCUGACGAUACUUAGCAAUACCGAGGCACACCCCUUCCGUCAAAGAGAUGAUGUGUUUGGAAUAAUAUGAAGUUUGACGCGCUUUGCGGUCGUUUUGUAUGGAGUUUAUAUGGCGUCCGGCAUCGAUAGACACCGCGAAUCUUGUCCUCAGAUGGACUCGAGGUGAUCACAUUGGCGUAUUAGGCUUGUAUUUAUUCUAUUGCGUAUUGUAAUAGAUUGGUUUGCCGCUGUGUUUGAACUUUGCUAACAAUAUUCGAGACAUGUUAUAAAAGGUCC